Molecule: messenger RNA, 5202 nt
Organism: Camelus dromedarius (Arabian camel)
Lineage: Eukaryota; Metazoa; Chordata; Mammalia; Artiodactyla; Camelidae
Gene: JARID2
Product: jumonji and AT-rich interaction domain containing 2
Exons: 19
Coding region: 308-4054 (1248 amino acids)
Biological process (GO): regulation of gene expression; chromatin remodeling
Cellular component (GO): nucleus; chromatin
Molecular function (GO): DNA binding
Source: RefSeq, a predicted model, not a curated record
CCCAGAUCCCGUGGCCAUAGCCAUUUUGUAGUCGGGGGACUACAACUUCCAGAAGAUCAAGGGGACCAUUCUAAGGUGCCCCGGGAAUAGGCGGCUCUCCCCGAGGCCGGGUGUCCUGGGGCACUGGCACCCAGCAGCCCGGCUGCAGGCGAAUCAGGCUUUGGGGGAAGAGGAAGAAAAGUCGGAUUACAAGAUCAACCACCACCAACAACAAUAAAAACCACCGGGAUAUUUUUUUGCAAAUUUCUGACGGCUUUAAAUUCAUGAAGCAAUUGUCCCCUUUUGCAAUCAGCAUUUGGAUCUCAGAAUGAGCAAGGAAAGACCCAAGAGGAAUAUCAUUCAGAAGAAAUACGACGACAGUGAUGGGAUCCCGUGGUCAGAGGAAAGGGUGGUACGUAAGGUCCUUUAUUUGUCUCUGAAGGAGUUCAAGAACGCCCAGAAGAGGCAGCACGGUGAAGGCAUUGCUGGGAGCCUGAAGGCGGUCAAUGGGCUCCUUGGUAAUGGCCAGUCUAAGGGAUUAGGACCAGCAUCAGAACAGUCAGAGAAUGAGAAGGACGAUGCAUCCCAAGUGUCCUCGACUAGCAACGAUGUUAGUUCUUCAGAUUUUGAAGAAGGGCCGUCGAGGAAAAGGCCCAGGCUGCAAGCACAAAGGAAGUUUGCUCAAUCCCAGCCGAACAGUCCCAGCACAACUCCAGUAAAGAUAGUGGAGCCAUUGCUACCCCCUCCAGCUACUCAAAUUUCUGACCUCUCUAAAAGGAAGCCUAAGACAGAAGAUUUUCUUACCUUUCUCUGCCUUCGAGGUUCUCCUGCGCUGCCCAACAGCAUGGUAUAUUUCGGAAGCUCUCAGGACGAGGAGGACGUCGAGGAGGAAGAUGAUGAGACAGAAGAUGUCAAAACAGCCACCAACAACGCUUCAUCUUCAUGCCAGUCAACCCCCAGGAAAGGAAAAACCCACAAGCAUGUUCACAACGGACAUGUUUUCAAUGGUUCCAGCAGGUCAUCACGGGAGAAGGAACCUGUUCAGAAACACAAAAGCAAAGAGGCCACUCCCGCGAAGGAGAAGCACAGCGAGCCCCGGGCCGACAGCCGAAGGGAGCAGGCUUCUGCCAGCCUACCCCCCGCGACCCCCUCCGCGGGGGGCUCCUCGGCCAAGGGGCUCGCCGCCACCCACCACCACCCGCCUCUGCAUCGGUCGGCUCAGGACUUAAGGAAACAGGUUUCUAAGGUCAAUGGAGUCACUCGAAUGUCAUCUCUGGGUACAAGUGCAACCAGUGCCAAAAAGAUGCGCGAAGUCAGACCUUCACCGUCCAAAACUGUGAAGUACACUGCAACGGUGACGAAGGGGACUGUCACAUACACCAAAGCCAAGAGAGAACUGGUUAAGGAAACCAAACCCAAUCACCACAAGCCCAGUUCAGCUGUCAACCACACAAUCUCAGGGAAAACUGAAAGUAGCAAUGCAAAAACCCGCAAACAGGUGCUAUCCCUCGGGGGGGCGUCCAAGUCCACCGGGCCCGCCGUCAAUGGCCUCAAGGUCAGUGGCAGGUUGAACCCAAAGUCAUGCACUAAGGAGGUGGGGGGGCGGCAGCUGAGGGAGGGGCUGCGGAACUCCAAGCGGAGGCUGGAAGAGGCGCCCCCUGCCGACAAGCCGCAGUCGCCCCCCAAGAAGCUGAAGGGGGCGGCCGAGGGCCCCGGCAGGAAGGCGGCCCCUCCUGCCCCGGCCCCGGCGCCCGCGCCCACGCCCGCCCCCGCGGAGAGGGAGAGGGAGAGGGCGCCGCUCAGCGGCCACGUGAAGAGGGAGGUGCCCGAGCGGAGCCUGGAGAGGAACCGGCCGAAGCGGGCGGCGGCCGGCAAGGGCCCGCCGGGCAGACAAGCACACGGCAAGCCGGACGGCGUCCCCUGUGAAAAUCGUUCUACCUCGCAAUCGGAGCCCUUGCCCCGGCCGCACGAGGCGGCGGCCAAGGCCGAGAAGGGGGCCGGCAGGGCCGGGUGGACGGCCAUGGACGAGAUCCCCGUCCUGCGGCCGUCGGCCAAGGAGUUCCACGACCCGCUCGUCUACAUCGAGUCGGUGCGCCCUCAGGUGGAGAAGUACGGCAUGUGCAGGGUGAUCCCGCCCCCGGACUGGCGGCCCGAGUGCAAGCUCAACGACGAGAUGCGCUUCGUCACGCAGAUCCAGCACAUCCACAAGCUGGGCCGGCGCUGGGGCCCCAACGUGCAGCGGCUGGCCUGCAUCAAGAAGCACCUCAGAUCUCAGGGCAUCACCAUGGACGAGCUCCCGCUCAUCGGAGGCUGUGAGCUCGACCUGGCCUGCUUUUUCCGGCUGAUCAACGAGAUGGGCGGCAUGCAGCAAGUGACUGACCUCAAAAAGUGGAACAAGCUAGCAGACAUGCUGCGCAUCCCCAAAACUGCCCAGGACCGGCUGGCCAAGCUCCAGGAGGCCUACUGCCAGUACCUGCUCUCCUACGACUCCCUGUCCCCCGAGGAGCACCGGCGCCUGGAGAAGGAGGUGCUGAUGGAGAAGGAGAGCCUGGAGAGGCGCAAGGGGCCCCUGGAGGGCCACACGGAGCAGGACUACAACCGCUUCCACCCCCUGCCCCGCUUUGAGCCCAAGAACGGGCUCAUCAAUGGCGUGGCCCACAGGAACGGCUUCCGCAGCAAGCUCAAGGAGGUGGGCCCGGCCCAGCUCAAGACAGGCCGGCGGCGGCUCUUUGCUCAGGAAAAGGAGGUGGUGAAGGAGGAGGAGGAGGACAAAGGUGUCCUCAGUGACUUCCACAAGUGUAUAUAUAAGGGAAGGUCUGUUUCUUUAACGACUUUUUACCGAACAGCAAGAAAUAUCAUGAACAUGUGCUUCAGCAAGGAGCCCGCGCCCGCUGAGAUUGAGCAAGAGUACUGGAGGUUAGUGGAGGAGAAGGACUGCCACGUGGCUGUGCACUGCGGCAAGGUGGACACCAACACGCACGGCAGCGGAUUCCCGGUGGGAAAGUCAGAACCCUUCUCAAGACACGGAUGGAACCUCACCGUCCUCCCCAAUAACACGGGCUCCAUCCUGCGUCACCUCGGUGCUGUGCCUGGAGUGACAAUUCCCUGGCUAAAUAUUGGCAUGGUCUUUUCUACCUCAUGCUGGUCUCGAGACCAAAACCACCUUCCCUACAUCGACUACUUACACACUGGUGCUGACUGCAUUUGGUAUUGCAUUCCUGCUGAGGAGGAGAACAAGCUGGAGGACGUGGUGCACACCCUGCUGCAAGCCAACGGCACCCCAGGUCUGCAGAUGCUCGAGAGCAACGUCAUGAUCUCCCCGGAGGUGCUGUGCAGAGAGGGGAUCAAGGUGCACAGGACCGUGCAGCAGAGUGGCCAGUUCGUCGUCUGCUUCCCGGGGUCCUUUGUGUCCAAAGUGUGCUGCGGCUACAGCGUCUCUGAGACCGUGCACUUUGCCACCACCCAGUGGACAAGUAUGGGCUUCGAGACGGCAAAGGAAAUGAAGCGUCGGCACAUAGCUAAGCCAUUCUCCAUGGAGAAGUUACUCUACCAGAUCGCACAGGCGGAGGCGAAAAAGGAAAACGGUCCCACUCUCAGUACCAUCUCAGCCCUUCUGGACGAGCUCAGGGAUACGGAGCUGCGGCAGCGCCGGCAGCUGUUCGAGGCCGGCCUCCACUCCUCCGCUCGCUACGGCAGCCACGACGGCAGCAGCGCCGUGCCGGACGGCAAGAAGAAGCCUCGGAAGUGGCUGCAGCUGGAGACCUCAGAGAGGAGGUGUCAGGUCUGCCAGCACCUGUGCUACCUGUCCAUGGUCGUGCAGGAGAAUGAGAACGUGGUCUUCUGCCUGGAGUGCGCCCUGCGCCACGUAGAGAAGCAGAAGUCCUGCCGCGGCCUGAAGCUGAUGUACCGCUACGACGAGGAACAAAUUAUCAGCCUGGUCAAUCAGAUCUGUGGCAAGGUAUCUGGUAAAAACGGCAGCAUUGAGAACUGUCUCGGAAAACCCACACCAAAAAGAGGGCCCCGCAAGAGAGCGACGGUGGACGUGCCGCCCUCCCGGCUCGCAUCCUCCUCGUGAAGACGCCAACACCGCGGUCGAGUGAUAGAUAUUUUUUUGUAAUUAUUAUAUUCUAGUUUGGAGUACUUGCUGUAGGAUACAAGCUGUCUUUGCACUAGCUCUAAAGAAGAUUUUCUUCUGGUUUUAGAGAACUAAUUUUGUUUUAGCAUUAAACUGUUGAACUUUUUUUUGUACUUAGAAUACCUAGAUACUGCAGUCAGAUUUUUGAAACUGCCGUAUAUUCACUGUUUUAAAACCCUUGAGGGGCUGUAUUAAUUUGUAUUGCCCCUUGUGGCUGAAAAAAAAAGCCUUUUUGUUUGAUUUUGUUGGUUUUUUUUUUUGUUUUUUGGGUUUUUUUUUUUUUUUUGUAAUUGUUGGGGAAAAAAAGGUUUUUUAACCCAUUUUUGAAGAGGGUGAAGUUUGGAGAACAAAUUUUAAAAUCAUCAGUCAUGUGAACAGAUUUUUUCUAGAGAGGAAAAGGGAUAGGAGACACACACAUACAAAAAAAAACUUGAAAAGAAAUGGCUUUACUCUGGCUGUCUUUUCUUCUGUCCUGUGCAAGCUGAGUUUGUCGUUGUUGAAACCGGAGAAUCCCCAUUUUGUUUCUUUGGGCGGUUAUGGCAGCUGAAGGCGGACGUUUCCUAACCGUAGGCAAAAUGAGGAGGUGGGAGUGACUAGGUUCUCUUUACCAGCACAUCACUAUGCAUCUGUUUGAGGAAAUGAAGAAGAGAGAGAAGAAAAAGACUUGCCUGCCUUGGAGGGGUCACGUGAGGGAAACCUGUGCCUGAUUUCAUUAGGAAAUCCAUUCUGUUAUUUUUUGGUGCUGUUGGCUACUUUAUCAAAAAACCCUUCAAUAGCAUCCUUGAGGAAAAAAAAAAAAAAAAAGGAAAAAAAAAGCGAUUGAAGCCCGAAGUGCUUCUCGGUCAUGGAGGUGCAAUCUUUCUAACAUUCCGUCUUCAUCUCACUGCUUGUUCACGCCGUCACACGUCAGCAUUAAUCUUUUCUUUUAAAACUCGUUUUGCUGGUGAUCACAUCCAGAGCCACUAGGAGGUCUGCGGUUCUUUUUGAAUGUGAAAAUGCGUCCUGCACUCAUCCGGUCUAUUUUUUCUCUUCAUGUUGUAACAAAAAAAAAAAAAAAGGAAAAAAAAAAGAAUCCCGUCCCUUUUGUA